AUGAUGGACGAAGGGCGUCACGAAAACGAAGUCAGAACUGAUGUGAAGUUACUGCUAGACUGUUUGAAAUGCCAAGUCAACAAUCCUACUGCAGUAAAACAGGCCCUUCUAACACUUUCUUCGAUUUUCAGUGCUUGUGAUUUUAUCAAAGAAUAUUUUAAAGACAUUGGGGGUCUUACAUUCCUCAUAGAUCUUCUCACAUCCAUAGAAAAUCCUGAAGUUCAGGAAAGAGCAUUCUUUUGUCUUGGCUGUGCAAUUGAAAGAAAUGUUUUUUGUCAGAAAUCAGUUACUUCCAGCACUGUUUUCAAAUUCAUUCAGACAAUAUUGUCAAGAGGUUCUACUGCCAAAUUAAAGCAAACAGCAACAUUCUUUCUCAUAAAUCUUGUGGCAAAUAAUGGGGAAGGCCAAGUCUUGGUGAAACAAAGUCAGUGCCUUUCUACUCUAAUGGAUUUAUUAUGUAAAGCAUUGCCAAAAGAUAUGAGAGCUGAAGGCAGAGAUGAGACUGGUUUUGAUUGGUUUGAUGAUUCAGGACCUACUAGCAUAGAAUUGUGGACCAGUGUGGUCAACGCAUUAUGUGUCAGUAUCAACAAUCCACAGAAUGAGGAAAACCAGAAAGCAUGUGGUUUGCAAGUUCCAUUCAUUUUUAAACUUCUUAAGCAGAAUAGAGGGAUUCCUUCUCUGACAAGACCUUUGAUGUUCCUUCUUGGAUUCAUUGUGUCUAACAAUAGGUCCAACCAGGAUCAAGUACGCAGAUGUGGGGGACUUGAUGUUUUGUGCCUAGAGCUACAGGAUCAGUAUUAUCAUUCAAAUGAUCCAGAACUAUUAAAGGAUGUUAUUCAGAUUAUCACUACCAUAGAUUCCUGCAUUGCUGAUAAUGAAGAAAGUGCAAAAGAGCUAGGACAAGCAGGAGUCAUUCAAAUUUUAGCAGGUGUCAUACAUAAUGAAAAAUUGGGUAUUGGAGAAAGAAUUAAAGUGACUAUAACUCUAGGUCAUGCAAUUGAACACUCAGUAUCAAAUAGAAGUCUUUUCCUUGAAGCUAAAAAUGGUCUCCAGGACUUAAUUCAUAUUUUAACUACAUGUGAAAAUGAAGAACUGACGAAGGCAAUAAAAUAUGUGUUGCAGGUUACUGUCCAGAAAGACACCAAUUCAGAUGAAGAGGAAUGGAAUCAAGAAAUAACGAACAAAAAAAGUAUAGGAGAAAAUAUACUGAAAACAGUAAAUGAAUUAGCAAAUCAUCUGAAAUCCAUAGAAAAAGAGAAGGAGCUUGGUGGACAUCUUCCUACAAUAAUCCACACAGCCCAAUAUAACAAAAACUUUGAUGAAUGUCCAUCAACUCAAGAUUUUGUUUAUACCCAACCAACACUGACAUUUCAGAAUCCUAAUCUUCUUUAUCUUGGCAACAGUGUAUGCAAAGAUGCGAACAAUAAUUCAAGUGCAUUUCAAAUAUCAGAUGAUUGGAAGCAGCAGCUCAGCUUAACUCCUUUUGAAAAACAUUUGAUUUCUGAGCUUCAAAAGGAAAGAUUAAAGAACUCUGACCAGACUAUAAGGAACCACAUUGCAUGUGAACCAGACAAACAAAAGUUGGUAUUUGAAAGAAAGGAGCAAGUUCAUGAAGCAUGCACAUGUACAGCAUUGGAAGCAGAACCAGGAACCCACAAUUACCAUAAUGAUGACACAGAACAUAGGAAUUCUGGUUGUACUUCCAAAAUUCAUGUUUCAAAUACUAGAUCAUUAUCAUCAAACUCUUCUACAAAAAGUUAUGAUGUGGACCUAACCAAAAUGACUGAUGGUAAAGAAACUAAAUGUACUACAGUUGAUGGGAAAAUUCCAUUGAGCGAAGGGAUUUUCAAAGUUCCAACAUGCCCCCCACCAAAAACGCAAGCUAGGUGCUUUAGACAGGUUCAAUCUGAACCUCUCUGUUUUCCUGAGGCUCAAGGUGAUACAAGUUUUGUAGAGAGUGAUGCUGGAUUCUCUGAUAUCCAGUCAGAGUUUGACUGUAAACUUUUAUCUGGAGCUGCAGAUCAUAAAGAUGGAAGAAUGAACCCUCAGGCAACACCUGUGAGACAGAUUUCUGUGUUUCCAGUUGAAAGAUCAAAUCAGCAGGCAUAUAAAACACCCGAGUACCAGUACUCUCAGAGAAAUACAAGCAACUGUAGUAGAAACUUUCUUACAACACCUACAUGUAGUGUCAAAUCAGUCAGAAGUACAUUAUCUAGUUUAAAGCAAGACAAAACAUCAGGAACUGAUUGUAGUAGACAAAUACUACACUCCAAAAAUUCCAGAUUAAAGAUGAGUUGCAUAGGGUGUACUGGAACUGAUUGCAGUGAUGAUACACUGCUGAACAGCAGAACACUCAACAUUGUACUAGAGACUAAUCCAUACACCUGUCAGGUUCACCGCCAGGUACGGAAUAUUGAGAGAAGUUAUAUACAGAAAGUCAAACAGCAACAGAGAGAAAGACCAAUCUACAGUUAUAAUAAACAGGAUCAUCCAACAAAUGAGAAACCAUCCUAUGAUUUCAGCAGUGAAUCUGAGGCAGAGGUGUCAGCUCCAGAUACAAUCGAGAGCAGGAACAGUAUUGUACAGACUCUAAAGCCGGUAAGAAAAAGAAGACACAGGGUGCCUUACAGUGCAGAAGAAGUCAAUAACUUGCUCGAAGGAGUAGACAAGAUAGGAAAAUUUUGGGGACAAAUUCUUGCAACGUACAAAUUUCAUCCUUCCAGGACUGCAGUGGAUUUAAUGGAAAAAUUCAAAAGAGUAUCAAAAUCGAAAGAAUUUUCAAAGAACAAAGGGAGUUUAAGGAAAUUUCCAUUUUCAAUGUGUGAAGAAAGAAGGCUUCUAAAAGGUGUCAAACAAUUUGGGUACAGUUGGAAGACCAUCCUUCAAUCCUACAAAUUUGCAAGUUUUAGAACAACAGAGGACUUACGAAACAAAUGGAGAACUUUAAAUGCAUAACCUCUAUUGCAAUUACUCCAUCUUUUACUGCUUACCAGCAAUAAAUGUAGGUAUAGUAUUGGUGACUACAA
Saccostrea echinata is the source of this 3026-nucleotide messenger RNA. RefSeq names its product telomere repeats-binding bouquet formation protein 1-like. NCBI's taxonomy places the organism in Eukaryota, Metazoa, Mollusca, Bivalvia, Ostreida, Ostreidae. The transcript has 18 exons. Bases 1 to 2955 code for a protein of 984 amino acids. The record is from RefSeq and is a predicted model, not a curated record. Gene Ontology annotation, biological process: meiotic attachment of telomere to nuclear envelope; homologous chromosome pairing at meiosis.